AUGGCUCUUAUCGCGCUGCUGCUGCUCCUCUCGACUGCCUGCAGUCACGCUCUGCGGGCUGGCGUCCCGCGCAUGACUGCGCCGGCCGCCGCGGCUUCGUCGACACUGCGGCCGGACCUUGCCGCCGCUCUCGGCACGGAACCGGAGAGCGGCAUGGCUGACGAGGCGGCGAUGCUCGCGAGCUCCACCUUCCCGAUACCGCCGGACGAGCUGGUCAGCCUCGCAAAGGCGUUCACCGCGGCUCAGCUCGCAGGCACCGCCGACGGGAGCGGUGGCAACCCGGACUGGUUCGCCGAGGACUUCCGCUUCGUCGCACCCGUGGUCGGCCCGUACGACAAGGGCCUCUUCAUCGACUCGCUCAAAUCGUUCGACCUCAAGACCGCGUUCCCGAGCCUGAGCUCCAACUACCACCACUUCCGCGUCUGCCCGUUCAAGCCGAACCGCGUGUGGUACUCGGUGAAGUACCUCGGGAAGAAUGAUGGCCCCGUGCUGGGGCGGCCGGCGACCGGCAAGUCGGUCGAGUCUCCGGUUCAGGCGCACAGCAUUACAUUCAAUGAGCAAGGCGAGGUGACCAAGUUCACGAUCGGUUACGUGAUGGACAAGGAGGAGGGCAACACGGGCGGGCUCGGCGGGGUGUUUGGCCUGUUUUGGGCGAUCGGUACUCGAGUAUUGAUUGCCUGGGCAGAAACCGUCGACGACAUCAACCCAGCCGCUCGCGGCCUCGCCUUCGCGCCCAAGCCCUCUCCUCCCGUGCCCGACGUGGUCGACGACCCCGCCUGGCUCAUCGCCACCUCUGGGUUCUGCUCGAACCUCAACGUCGUGAUCAAGGAGCGCGACGUCGAUGCGAGCGAGACGGAGGGCGACACCGCGGCCCACUUCAUCGCCGACAUUGCCUUCAACUACUACCCGCAGACGGCGGUCAAGUUCACCGAUUUCCCACACCACCUGGCGAAGACCAUCGAGGGCGACGCGGCAGAGGCGGACGCGCUGGUCUCAAGCGCGUGGGACCACAAGAACAUCGCGCUCCUCGAGCCGACGUCGACGUGCGGCCCGGAGCAGGGCGAUCAGGCUUGGGGCAUCUCCGUCUUCAAGGUGGAGGAGCACCGCCACUGCACCGACAACGAGACGGCGUGGGAGGGACAUCCCUGCGUGCACUACUCUGGCUACGUCUCCGCGGCUACGUCCAAUUUUGUCAACGUGAAUGAGGGCCGGUUCGUCUGCCAGCUGUUCGUCGACUCAAUGAGAAGCGAAGAGUGCAUGAAGCAUGCUCAAUGUAUGCUAGAACCCAUCGAAGAACUUCAAAGGGAGUGCAUCAGGUAUAAUCCGUGCUAG
Molecule: messenger RNA, 1332 nt
Organism: Emiliania huxleyi CCMP1516
Lineage: Eukaryota; Haptophyta; Isochrysidales; Noelaerhabdaceae
Exons: 3
Coding region: 1-1332 (443 amino acids)
Source: RefSeq, a predicted model, not a curated record